AUGCUUACGGGCGGGCGCAUUGAGGUGGGGGCUGCGAACAUAAAGGUUGCUGCAGGCAGCAAGGAGCUGAAGAGCGCCAACGGGAGCGAAGCAACUGGACAGCCUCCUGCUGUCACUGCUGUAUCGUGUUCCACUGGAUGCCAAGUCCAUUCUUGUCCACAUGCACACUGGGUUCUGAAUCGGCCCUGGGGCCAGGGAGGCGGCCCGGGCGCCCGCCCGCCUUGCAGAGCCUCGGGCCCGCCCACGCGCGCUGCUGGAGCCGGAGUGCGCCCAGACGCCACAGCCCAUCGGACGCCCUGCCCGGGAUUGGGGGGCAGUGGAGCGGUCCUGGAGACGAAGGUGAGGAGAAAGGCGGGAUGUCCGCGUCUCUGCGGCACGCGGGCGGUGGAGCGCGGGCGUCCUCCAGGGCUGCGGCUCGGCGGCUCCGGAAGGAGGCAGACCUGCCUGCUCUGGAUGCCAAGUUCCCCCAGGCCCGGAGCUCCAUGGAGGAAGGCGCCAGGCCCAGUCCCUAGGACUCCCAGCUCUGUGAAGGGACUGUGGCCUGUCAGCUGCUUUCCAGAAGCCAUGGCUGCGGCCUGCCUGCAUCACGACCAGUGUGUGUGUGUGUGUCUCGUGGACAUUUUAGACCGAUUUUCUGUUUCUAGAAUUCCAAAUUUGGCUUAUUACACUGUGUGCCCCUUAUUUUGGCCCGCCCCUGUCCUGACCACACGAAGGUUAUGGGAAAACCUGCGAGAGUAUUUUUCUGAUCACACCAGAAAACCCCAAAUAAAUGGUGAAACGGAGUCCCUUCAUGUCGCUUGACCAGGAUUCCAAGGCCUUUUCCUGGUUUGCCAGAGAAAUGAGGACAUGCAAGUCUGAAAUGGGGGGUUCUCUCCCCGUGGCGCUUCUGGGGAGUGUACCCCAAUAAGAAGAGGCAUCUACAGGGAAAGGACACAAAUCUGGAUGGGGGCGCUGUAUUUCCCAUCACCUUCCGACCCACGCCCUGUCCCCGUCCCGUCCCGUCCCGGAUCCUGUCCCGUCCCGGAUCCUGUCCCGUCCCGGAUCCUG
Molecule: messenger RNA, 1047 nt
Organism: Talpa occidentalis (Iberian mole)
Lineage: Eukaryota; Metazoa; Chordata; Mammalia; Eulipotyphla; Talpidae
Exons: 6
Coding region: 1-801 (266 amino acids)
Source: RefSeq, a predicted model, not a curated record